Molecule: messenger RNA, 4055 nt
Organism: Tachysurus vachellii
Lineage: Eukaryota; Metazoa; Chordata; Actinopteri; Siluriformes; Bagridae
Gene: hace1
Product: HECT domain and ankyrin repeat containing E3 ubiquitin protein ligase 1
Exons: 24
Coding region: 177-2903 (908 amino acids)
Biological process (GO): protein polyubiquitination; proteasome-mediated ubiquitin-dependent protein catabolic process; positive regulation of protein catabolic process
Cellular component (GO): nucleus
Molecular function (GO): protein binding; ubiquitin-protein transferase activity
Source: RefSeq, a predicted model, not a curated record
CGCAACACAAGGAAAUAAUGUCAAAUGGAUCAGAGAGGCGUCAUGUCUCUUAAUGUUGGAUUGAGCUGUCAAUUGCCAAGCCCCUUGACGAAAUGGAUAACCUAAUGUAUUUGGCUGUUUAAAUGUAGUUAAGGAGAUCCUUAGUUAUACGCUCCAUCUAGGUAUUGUUUUCUCGUAUGAUGGAAAGGGCGAUGGAGCAGUUAAACGUACAGCUGAACCGGCUGACGCGUUCUUUACGCCGCGCCAGGACAGUGGAGCUCCCUGAAGACAAUGAGACAGCUGUCUACACACUCAUGCCUAUGGUGAUGGCUGAUCAACACAGAUCAGUCUCAGAAUUGCUCUUGAACUCUAAGUUUGAUGUCAACUACGCAUUUGGACGAGUGAAGAGAAGCCUUCUUCAUAUAGCUGCCAACUGUGGGUCAGUGGAAUGUUUAGUCCUUUUACUGAAGCGAGGAGCAAACCCAAACUACCAGGACAUCUCGGGAUGUACACCACUCCAUUUGGCAGCAAGAAAUGGGCAGAAGAAGUGCAUGGGUAGACUGUUGGAGUAUAAUGCAGAUGUCAACAUCUGUAACAACGAAGGCCUAACUGCUAUUCACUGGCUGGCGGUUAACGGGAGAACGGAACUGCUUCAUGACUUGGUGCAGCAUGUAUCCAAUGUGGAUGUGGAGGAUGCCAUGGGCCAGACAGCCUUACAUGUGGCCUGCCAGAAUGGACACAAGACUACAGUGCUUUGCCUUCUGGACAGUGGAGCCGACAUCAAUAGGCCCAACGUCUCUGGAGCGACCCCUCUCUACUUUGCUUGCAGCCAUGGCCAGCGGGACACAGCACAAAUUCUGCUCCUCAGGGGUGCCAAGUACUUGCCGGACAAGAAUGGAGUCACCCCGCUUGACCUAUGUGUGCAGGGUGGUUAUGGUGAAACAUGUGAGAUUCUUAUACAGCAUCAUGGAAGGCUGUUUCAGACACUCAUUCAGAUGACACAGAAUGAGGACUUAAAGGAGAACAUGCUCAGGCAGGUUCUUGAGCAUGUAUCUCAGCAGAAUGACUCCAGUUAUCAGAGAAUCCUUACCAGCCUGGCUGAGGUAGCCACCACCAAUGGGCACAAGCUGCUCAGUUUGUCUAGUAGUUAUGAGGCCCAGAUGAAGAGUCUGCUCAGAAUAGUGCGUAUCUUCUGCCACGUUUUCCGCCUGGGUCCCUCGUCCCCUAACACUGGCGUUGACAUGGCAUACAAUGGGAACAAAACCCCACGCAGUCAGGUCUUCAAGCCUCUGGAGUUGCUGUGGCACUCUCUGGAUGAAUGGCUGGUGCUCAUCUCCACAGAGCUGGAUAAAAAGUGUGGAGACACCGCCUCGUCUUCUCCAGGAAGUGACAUUGCCUCGCUCCUAAUGAAGCAGCGGGAGGCAAGUCCCUCUGUUGUUGUCGAUGCCCCUGACCUUCUGCCCUCCUCACUGGAUCCUGAGGUGGUAAUGAAGACACCUAAGGCUUAUGUAGAUGGACAGGACGUCAUCUCCAUGACUGCCAACCGGCUGAGUGCAGUAAUCCAGGCCUUCUAUAUGUGCUGCUCCUGCCAGAUGCCACAAGGCAUGACGUCUCCGCGUUUCAUCGAGUUUGUUUGCAAGCAUGAUGAAGUACUUAAGUGUUUUGUAACCAGGAACCCAAAGAUUAUAUUUAAUCACUUCCAUUUCCUGCUGGAAUGUCCAGAGCUCAUGUCUCGCUUCAUGCACAUAAUCAAAGGCCAGCCAUUUAAGGACAGGUGUGAGUGGUUUUAUGAGCAUCUCCUGGCUGGACAGCCAGACUCAGAUAUGGUCCAUCGGCCCGUCAACGAGAAUGACAUUUUACUGAUUCACAGAGAGUCCAUAUUCCGCAGCAGCUGUGAGGUCGUGUCCAAGUUCACCAAUGAGAAGCUCAAGCAAGGCAUCGCCGUACGCUUUCAUGGUGAAGAGGGAAUGGGUCAGGGGGUGGUGAGAGAGUGGUUUGACAUUCUCUCUAAUGAGAUCAUCAAUCCAGACUAUGCACUGUUCACACAAUCAGCAGAUGGUACUACAUUUCAGCCCAACAGUAACUCCUCUGUCAACCCAGACCAUCUGAACUACUUUCGGUUUGCAGGUCAAAUCCUCAGCCUGGCCCUAUACCAUCGACAGCUGGUGAAUAUAUACUUCACCCGCUCCUUCUAUAAGCACAUACUGGGUAUCCCAGUGAAUUAUCAGGAUGUGUCUUCGAUUGAUCCUGAAUAUGCCAAGAACCUGCAGUGGAUUCUGGACAAUGACAUCAGUGACCUGGGCCUGGAGCUCACCUUUUCUGUGGAGACUGAUGUAUUUGGAGCCAUGGAAGAAGUUCCACUCAAACCAGGAGGAAGUGGGAUUCAGGUUACUCAAGAUAACAAGGCUGAAUAUGUGCAGCUUGUAACAGAGUUGAGGAUGACUCGAGCCAUUCAGCCUCAAAUCAAUGCUUUCCUGCAGGGCUUCCACACCUUUAUUCCACCCUCACUCAUUCAGCUCUUUGAUGAGUAUGAACUGGAGCUACUGCUGUCUGGCAUGCCAGAGAUUGAUGUGAUGGACUGGAAGAGAAACACAGAGUAUACAAGUGGCUAUGACCUCGAGGAGCCAGUCAUCCAGUGGUUUUGGGAAGUAGUGGAGGGUCUCACUCAGGAGGAGAGGGUUCUCAUGCUACAGUUUGUCACUGGGAGUUCCCGUGUUCCACAUGGUGGUUUUGCUUUUCUUAUGGGUGGCAGUGGCUUACAGAAGUUCACCAUCGCUGCUGUACCCUACACAUCCAACUUAUUGCCUACCUCUAGUACCUGUAUAAACAUGCUGAAACUCCCAGAAUACCCCAGCAAGGACGUCCUGCGUGACCGGCUGCUGGUUGCACUACAUUGUGGAAGCUAUGGUUACACCAUGGCAUGAUGCUUACUCUGCUGUUUUUGGCUGGGAUGCUUGCUAUAUAGACACACACUUGCACCAGGGUUUGUGUAUUUCAUUUCAGGGAUAUCCUCUGCACUCAUUCCUUUGGUAAUUGGACCUUUUGGUUUCAUGGUGUUAUUUUAAAUUCUCAAAUCUAAAGAAGGGAUGAAGGUAAACCUGAGAGAGGGAAAUCUAACAGUAUGUAAUGCUGAAAAUGUGGUAUGUUGGUUUUUGCCAGUCUGUACUUCCAGUGUUGUAUGUCAAAUGAUAUUCGUUUUUUGAAAUUAUGUAUACCAGAGUAUGCAUAUAUGUAAAUGUAUGGGUGACAGAUUAAAGGAAAACAGCAUAAAGUGUCACAUAAGGUGUUGGGCCUUGUGAAUUGCUCGAGUGGCAUAAAUUAUGCAAGUCUCCAGAAAUCCACUGAAGGAAUGAGCACUAUUCUUUAAGAACAUAGUUGUUGUUUUAAGAAUGGUGGUACAGAAUACUAUCUAACACUUUAGUCCAGAAUCUGCCAUAUCCUGGAGGAAAGCACUCCCUUCCGCAUCGAAAUGUUCCAUCAUUGUGACUAGGCUUAAUACUUUGUAAAUUUCCAGUCACUAUUUCCAGUCACCAGGGGAGACGUGGACCUUAACCAUGUGGGCAAAAUGCCCCACAGCAUAACCGCCACAAUUUUUCCUUCAAUCUGUCAUUCCUAUGUAAACAUGAAAGCCAUGUCUCUGUAUGUCUGUGUGCUCAUGUAUUAGAAAACAGAAGGAAAAGGGAACUACAAAUAAUGCUGGAAACAAUAAGAGCAAGGACUUUCAUACAUCUGUAAUAUCUGUUCCAUGUAGCUAUGUAAUGCUGGUUUGUUUAUCAUAGUCAUAGAUAAAAGUCCUUUAAUAUGUCAUUUUCUCAACGAUUAUGUGUUACUGAGAAUGCAAAUUGGAUCAAUGGUGCCAAAAAUUUUGCUAGAUGUCAUUUUAUUUCAUGAAUAGAAUGAUUAUGUCUAGAGAAGGAGUAGAUAAAGUAGUGCGAACAUAUGUUUAUAUUUCUUAUAAAUUAUCACUUUGAUUUGGUUGUAUACUUUUUCAUCUGUAAAUCGACUGCGUAUUGUAUACACAAUCCUGAAGAAUCUUUUGCAAAAAAAAACAUUGAAAUAUUGAAGUAUGUAUUUUA